Messenger RNA from Myodes glareolus (Bank vole), 2745 nucleotides. RefSeq names its product Rac/Cdc42 guanine nucleotide exchange factor 6 (gene Arhgef6). The record is from RefSeq and is a predicted model, not a curated record. Gene Ontology annotation, molecular function: guanyl-nucleotide exchange factor activity; protein binding. Gene Ontology annotation, biological process: lamellipodium assembly; intracellular signal transduction. Gene Ontology annotation, cellular component: lamellipodium; cytoplasm. Lineage: Eukaryota; Metazoa; Chordata; Mammalia; Rodentia; Cricetidae.
CUUCCCCGCUGCUGGCCCGGUCUCUCCAGGCUUCUCUCCCUCCCGGGUUCUGGCUCCAGGCAGCAGAACUGGGUCUGGAGAAACCCUGCGGCCAGGCUCCCACAGGCCACCCGCUCCCCUCCUGUGGCCACCCCACAGGGGCACGCCUCCCGCAGCCCGCGAUCCGAGCUCUAGAGAGAGAACUUGAGGGCAAGAAUCUGACUUCCCUCUUCAUUAAAAUAAAUAAAUAAAUACAUAAAUACACAAAAUCCUUUCCCUGGGAAGCUCGGAAGCUCGGCAAGGAGUUUGGAGACGGGCGCCCCCUCAUCACGCGUCCAGGAGCAAAGUUGCAGGCGCCCCUCCCUGCCGGCCAUACCAGCAGGCUCUCCAGUUUCGUCCUGGUGGCAGCCGUGCGGGGCAGGGUCCCAGCUCCAUCUGGGGACUGCGCUUCCCGCAGCCUUGGCACAGGCUGGCGGCGCUCGGCGGCCCCGUGACUCGGAAGGGCGAGCCACUUCCAAGGAGGAGGUUGGAGGGAGCGAGCAGCAGGAGGACAAGCGAACCAAGCCAGGUUUUUGAGCCCGAUGACCUUUAUUCAGGGACCAAUUUCUCCAAGGUUCUGAGUACUCUUUUAGCUGUCAACAAAGCAACAGAAGAUCAGCUAUCAGAAAGACCAUGUGGACGGUCCUCUUCUCUUAGUGCUACCGCUACCAACAGUGCCCCACCAAACCCACAGGCAACAGUUCCCAGCACCACUCCAGCGCAGCAAAGUCAGGCAAAGGCAGUGGAAAUGACGGAAAAUGGAAGUCACCAGUUGAUAGUAAAGGCGAGAUUCAACUUCAGGCAGACGAAUGAAGACGAACUGUCAGUCUGUAAAGGCGACAUCAUUUAUGUCACUCGAGUUGAAGAAGGAGGCUGGUGGGAAGGCACGUUAAAUGGGAGAACAGGAUGGUUCCCUAGUAAUUAUGUCCGAGAAAUUAAACCCAGCGAGAGACCUCUGUCCCCUAAAGCUGUCAAAGGAUUUGACGCUGCUCCACUUACCAAGAAUUACUACACUGUGGUGUUACAGAACAUCUUGGAUACAGAAAAAGAAUAUGCCAAAGAACUUCAGUCGCUUCUGGUUACUUACCUAAGACCCUUGCAGUCUAAUAACAACCUUAGUACUGUGGAGUUUACAUGUUUAUUGGGAAACUUUGAAGAAGUAUGCGCCUUUCAACAGACGCUCUGCCAAGCCUUGGAAGAAUGUUCAAAGUUUCCAGAAAACCAGCACAAAGUAGGAGGCUGUCUGCUGAACCUCAUGCCUCAUUUUAAAUCGAUGUACCUGGCUUACUGUGCAAAUCAUCCUUCAGCGGUCAACGUGCUCACUCAGCACAGUGAUGAUCUAGAACGAUUCAUGGAAAAUCAAGGGGCAACCAGCCCAGGCGUCCUCAUUUUAACAACAAGCCUCAGCAAGCCGUUCAUGCGACUGGAGAAGUAUGUUACUCUCUUGCAAGAGCUGGAGCGACAUAUGGAGGACACUCACCCGGACCAUCAAGACAUUCUGAAAGCAAUCAUAGCAUUCAAAGCUCUCAUGGGGCAGUGCCAAGAUCUGAGAAAGAGAAAACAACUGGAAUUGCAGAUCCUUUCGGAACCUAUUCAGGCAUGGGAAGGAGAUGAUAUUAAGAGCCUGGGGAAUGUGAUCUUCAUGUCGCAGGUGAUGGUGCAGUACGGAACCUGUGAGGAAAAAGAGGAGCGAUAUUUUAUGCUGUUUUCAAAUGUCUUGAUAAUGUUGUCUGCAAGUCCUCGGAUGAGUGGCUUUAUCUAUCAGGGAAAAAUACCAGUAGCAGGGAUGGUGGUGAAUAGAUUAGAUGAAAUUGAAGGGAAUGACUGCACAUUUGAAAUCACAGGUAACAUGAUAGAGAGAACUGUGGUCUAUUGCAACAAUAGCCAGGAUUUCCAGGAAUGGCUGGAGCAGCUGAACAGACUGACCAGAGGACCAGCCUCUUGCAGCUCCUUGUCUAAGACCUCAUCCUCCUCCUGUAGCGCUCACUCUUCUUUUAGUUCUACUGGACAGCCCCGAGGACCCUUGGAGCCUCCUCAAAUUAUAAAACCGUGGAGUUUAAGUUGCCUACGACCUGCACCUCCACUUAGACCAUCAGCAGCACUAGGUUAUAAAGAGAGGAUGUCUUAUAUCUUAAAGGAGUCGAGUAAGAGCCCCAAGACAAUGAAGAAGUUUCUUCACAAAAGGAAGACAGAGAGAAAAGCCUCUGAGGAAGACUACGUGAUUAGGAAAAGUACGGCUGCUCUGGAAGAGGACGCUCAGAUUCUUAAGGUGAUUGAAGCCUACUGCACCAGCGCCAGUUUUCAACAAGGCACUCGGAAAGAUUCUGUCCCACAAGUGCUACUGCCUGAGGAAGAGAAACUCAUUAUUGAGGAAACCAGAAGUAACGGGCAGACCAUCAUCGAAGAAAAGAGCCUUGUUGAUACUGUGUAUGCCCUGAAGGAUGAGGUCAAAGAACUGAAGCAGGAGAAUAAGAGAAUGAAGCAAUGCCUGGAAGAAGAACUGAAGUCGAGGAAGGACCUAGAAAAACUGGUCCGGAAGCUGUUGAAGCAAACAGAUGAGUGCAUUCGAGCUGAAACCAGCAACAAGACCACAAUUCUCCCAUAACCAUCACUGUGCAGCUGAGCACUCGUUGAAAUGGCCAGCUGAAUGAUUUGACUGUGCCCUUCAGCUUGUGCUUUGUGUUAGUCUCUCUCUCUCUCUCUCUCUCUCUCUCUCUCUCUCUCUCU